Molecule: messenger RNA, 5279 nt
Organism: Scatophagus argus
Lineage: Eukaryota; Metazoa; Chordata; Actinopteri; Scatophagidae
Gene: klc2
Product: kinesin light chain 2
Exons: 14
Coding region: 376-2271 (631 amino acids)
Biological process (GO): microtubule-based movement
Cellular component (GO): membrane-bounded organelle; kinesin complex; cytoplasm
Molecular function (GO): kinesin binding
Source: RefSeq, a predicted model, not a curated record
CUAGAAUAUAGUCAUAAAUCUAUAAGAAAAUCUUUCGGCUUUUAAGAGGACAAGAAAAUUUAGAAAUACUGAAAAUGCUGGUAUAUCAGUGUAUCUGUGAACAGCACAUCGGCAAUGCGCAUGUGUGAACUAACGUCUGGAAAUUAGACGAGAAUCACCUUGAUCUUUUACUUCGUCUUUGGUUGUGAAUUCUGGGAAAACGGCCAUUUUUCGCUUAUAUGUUUUUAAGAAUUGAAGCACGUGUACGAUGAUAUUACUUUUUUAAUUGAACAAAGUUUUUCAUCUGGAUGACCAGACGCCCCCGCGGACACGCUUGAGGGCUUCCUUGCUGUCCUCCAUUGUCAAGUGGCCGUCUGGUGUGUAUGAAAGUAGGCAAUGUCCACCAUGGUGUAUCCGCGUGAAGAGGGCCUGGAGCGACUGAGCCAGGAUGAGAUCGUCCUCAACACUAAGGCUGUUAUGCAGGGCCUGGAGACGCUGCGUGGCGAACAUGCCCAGCUCCUCAACUCGCUGCUGGACUGCACCCAGCCACCUGUCGCCCAGGAGAAGUCUGGGCUGCUCCGCAAGAGUCUGGAGGCCAUCGAGCUGGGCCUGGGAGAAGCACAGGUGAUCAUCGCCCUCUCGAGCCACCUGAGCGCCGUGGAGUCGGAGAAGCAGAAGCUGCGUGUUCAGGUGCGCCGGCUCUGCCAGGAGAACCAGUGGCUGCGGGACGAGCUGGCGGGGACGCAGCACAAGCUGCAGUGCAGCGAGCAGAGCGUCGCCCAGCUGGAGGAGGAGAAGAAGCACCUGGAGUUCAUGAACCAGAUCAAAAAGUUCGAUGAUGACGUGUCGCCCUCGGAGGAGAAGAGCCAGAGCUCUGGUGCCACCGGCGGCGGCGGAAGUGGAGGAGACACUUCAAAGGACAGUCUGGAUGACUUGUUCCCCAACGAUGAUGACCAGGGACCAGCCCAGCCGAGCGGAGAGGUGGCAGCCCAGCAGGGAGGCUACGAGAUUCCGGCCCGCCUCAGGACGCUUCACAACCUGGUGAUCCAGUACGCCUCGCAGGGGAGGUACGAGGUGGCCGUGCCGCUUUGCAAACAAGCCCUGGAGGACCUGGAGAAGACGUCUGGGCACGACCACCCUGACGUAGCCACCAUGCUGAACAUCCUGGCCUUGGUGUACAGGGAUCAGAACAAGUACAAAGAAGCAGCUCACCUCCUGAACGACGCCCUGGCCAUCAGAGAGAAGACACUGGGAACGGAUCACCCAGCUGUGGCCGCAACCCUCAACAACCUGGCUGUUCUGUACGGAAAGAGGGGCAAAUACAAGGAGGCCGAACCUCUCUGCAAGAGAGCGCUGGAGAUCAGAGAGAAGGUGUUGGGGAAGUACCACCCAGAUGUGGCCAAGCAGCUGAACAACUUGGCCCUGCUGUGUCAGAACCAGGGCAAGUACGACGAGGUGGAGUACUACUACAGACGAGCCCUGGAGAUCUACGAGUCCAAACUGGGAGCCGAUGACCCCAAUGUGGCCAAGACUAAAAACAACCUGGCUACGUGUUAUCUGAAACAGGGGAAGUUCAAAGAUGCUGAGGCCCUGUACAAAGAGAUCCUGACCAGGGCGCACGAGAGGGAGUUCGGAUCUGUCAACAAUGACAACAAGCCAAUCUGGAUGCAUGCAGAGGAGAGAGAGGAGAGCAAGGGUAAGCGCAAGGACUCUGGACCGUACGUAGAGUAUGGAAGCUGGUAUAAGGCCUGCAAGGUGGACAGCCCCACAGUGAACACAACCCUCAAAAGUCUGGGGGCACUGUACCGUCGCCAGGGCAAACUGGAGGCAGCAGAAACACUGGAGGAGUGUGCCAGCAAGUCUCGUAAACAGGGUAUUGAUGCCAUUAACCAGAGUAAGGUGGUGGAGCUGCUGAAGGACGGGCGAGCCGGAGGGGGCGACAGGCGGCACAGCAGGGAAGGAAUGAACGGGCCGGGGGGACAGCGGGGGGAGAGCGAGGGCGACGACUCUGCCGAGUGGAACGGGGAUGGUAACGGGUCUCUGCGUCGCAGCGGCUCCUUCGGGAAGAUUCGCGACGCCCUGAGAAGGAGCAGCGAGAUACUGGUGAAGAAGCUGCAGGGGAGCGGACCUCAGGAGCCACGCAACCCAGGAAUGAAGAGAGCGAGCUCCCUCAACUUCCUGAACAAGAGCACUGAGGAGACCACACAGGACGCCAACUCCGGGUUCUCCGACUGCAGGGGACUGAGCGCCAGCAACGUGGACCUCUCCAGACGCAGCUCCCUGAUUGGUUAGACAGGAGAUGGGAGGCGGGACCCGGGGAGGCACAGGGCGGCCCGAUGAGGGGAGGCUGUUCGCAGCUUGGUUUGAUCAAACAAACACACCUAAAGCUCAAAGCGAGAUCAAACAUGCGCACCCACAGCAUAUUUUUUAAGAACGCUGAGGGGGAAAAAAGGAGCAUUACGCAUCACUAAACGUCAUUCUGUAAGACACGCCUGCUGCUGCUUUGCUGUACAAACCGCUGGCUUCGAUCGGAAAAGAGAAUAUUUAGAUACACAUUAAUCAGCAUGCUGCUUACUAGAAAGUGGAAUGUCUGCACCUGAACACCUCGUGUUUCUGACUCAUAGCACCGUAGCAAAGCCUCGCAUCCACAUCGUGGUGAGUCCGUCUCUUCAGCCUGCACUCUCACGUGCAGACGCUCAACCUUAGGUAGGCUAAGUGUACUCCGGUUUCAUUUCAGAGAGAAGCAUCGCUCUGUAUAUUCCACCAGUAGCAUGUGCACUAAUACCACACACAGUAAAACCGGUACGAUCUGCUGCAGAUGUUACCAGAGACAAGAGAGGCAUGACAACGAGAUCACAAUCAGUCUUUGAAUUUUCAGAAAACAUUAGCACUAACCAUUUAAACCUCACUUUUUGCCUUCUUGUUUUUUUUUCUUAAUGUAUAUACAGUUUUAAAUUAUUUGAUAUUUCAUUCUUUGUAUAUAGUGCACAUUGAUUUAUUUUUUUGUUUUUGUUUUUGUUUACACUCUAUUGGGUUAAAGAGGGUUUUGAGCUGGAGAAAACACUACUGACCUGAAGAGGGGAAGCCUGGAAACGAAAGAAGGAUGAAAGAAAACACUGAAGUGGGCACUUCACACUUUAUACGCUGAUAAAUUAAGUACCUCAGUCAGUCUAAACUCUAAUAAUGCACUUUGAGCGUGACAGUACAUGUGUAAUUUUCACUUUGUCCUCUGCUGAUCAGGCUUUCUGCAGAAAUCAGUUUUUCAAAUGAAUUUUCUCGGCAGCACAACGAAAAACAGGAAAUUCAUUUGGGAGUAAACCCACUAUUAAACCUCAGUAAUGUUGGCCAAACCCUCCUGGAUACGACCUUCAGCGUGUGGUACAGCAGGAAGUCAAAGUGAAGACCAGUCAUUACGUUCAGGUAGCUUUUCCCCCACAUCUCCCACAAAACACAGUCACAAGUAUGAAAGAUAGUGAAGGAAAAUGCUGUGAAAGACAUAUUUCAGUAUAAUUUGUUUACAAUCAUUAAACCUGGAUGUUCAAGGAGUAAUCAAACCUCAUUUAAAAAUGUGGGGAACAAUCUUUAAUCGCUGGUUCAAAGCUGAUGCAGUGCGUCAGGUAUGUUUAUGUAAAUUGUUUUUCCUUCAUUUACUGUUGACUGCAAAACAAUCCUCAGUGUUCCGUUUUCAAUGCUGACCUGGAUGGAAUCGAACACUUACGACAUUCGUUGACCAUCCAUCCUCAAGGAGUUUUGUCACGCUGAUGUGUUUUGUUUUUUUGUUGUUUUUUUUUUUUUUCCCCGUUUUGGCUCUGAGCUUUUAUGUUGAAGGUACUGAAAACUGAGUAUUUGAAUGUCACAUUUCACGUUGAUUGUGCGGUCUGGUGGCGUUCACACUGGAUUUUUGUGCUGCAUUGUUUGCAGGUGGGGAGUUUAACUCCACCUGAAUAAGACCAACUCCAAGAGACCUGCCCACAGAAUGUACACGUCUCAUUAAGUGGAAAUCGGUGAUGAUGGGAUUGUCAAGGAUCCACCUUUCUGAUGGGUCUUCUUUUCUAAGUUUUCCUCCAACUUGCUUAAAUUUUAAAGCCAAAAAAAAAGGUUCAUCCUUGACAACCCAAGUUUGAUUUCAAAAAGGCGAAGCUGCAGGUUCGUUGUGCAGGCACUUUGCCAAGGACGGCGCAUGCACACCAUCGCCACGAGCCGUGACGAACCCGCAGUCGCACAUUUUUGAAAUCCCCCCCUCGAUUAUGCCUCAUCGCUGAGUCAAAACAACAAGUGUUAACUAUUUAUCAGCUUCUGAUUGUGCUGAAUGUGCGAGCUGGAGCAGGUUUUGGAUAGAAAAGGGGAAGUACGUGCAUGAGGGGGAAGGAACGAGUAAAGUAAGUGUGUAUUAUUGGUGAAAGAAUGAAAAAUGCUCCAGAGAGACUUUAAAAGUGCUUUAAGUGUCGUUCGCAGCAAAUAAUGUACAGAUUUAUCCGUGUACGACAUUUAUAUGUGUGUUUACUGGAUGUCCCACACGCACACACACACACACACACACUCGACAAUGAUGGGAAAUUCCUUUCAUCACACACACAAUCACAACACCGUAUAGCUGUGUACAUAAGUUAACGUGACACUGAUUUGUAGUUGAAGGUCUCUUUUCCAGCUCUACACGCUGUACUGUAACACCAAUACUAAUCAAUCAUUUACUGUAUUAAUCAGGCACUUAUUCACCCUCGGGUUAGUUUUUCUAGACUUUCUCACGCAUCUCAGACUCCGUAAUUGUAUGAACGUUAGCAAAAAUCAAUAAAACAUCUGAGAGAAAAAUAAAAACCCAGGAGCUGCAGCAAAGCGAUUAUUUUCAUUGUCAUUUAAUCGAUUGGUUGUUUGAUCUGUAAAAUGCCAGCAAAUGAUCUUUGUCCACAACCCAAAGGCAUUCAGAGGACUAAAAUAAAGAAAUUUUUAUUUUUAAGAAAAAAAUUGGCUACUAAUUAGUUGACAAUCGAUUUAAUGAGCUAAUCUGGCAGCUCUUCUGCUCUCCUCCGGUUGUAAAUAUUCAUCCUGAAUCUCUUUUGAUUUUGAUCCAAAGCUGAAAUGAGAAAUCUUAAAGUUGUUUUUCUGGCAUCCAAAUAUUUAUGGGGUUCAGCACAUUUACUCAGAGCCGUGGAUGGUAAAUGUUGUGGCUACGAGGGUCUUGUACACGUGUCAUUUCAGCUCGUGUUAUUGCUGACGAUUGGAUGGAUCUUAUUGUGAAGGGGCAGACCGAAUGUGUAUUUUAUCAAAGGUUCAAUAAAUGCAAAUUCCACUUUUCAAACUGA